Messenger RNA from Drosophila ananassae, 645 nucleotides. It is a transcript of the gene Phf5a, whose product is annotated as PHD finger-like domain-containing protein 5A. Gene Ontology annotation, biological process: mRNA splicing, via spliceosome. Lineage: Eukaryota; Metazoa; Arthropoda; Insecta; Diptera; Drosophilidae. The record is from RefSeq and is a predicted model, not a curated record. The coding region runs from base 231 to 566 and encodes 111 amino acids. The transcript is spliced from 4 exons. Gene Ontology annotation, cellular component: catalytic step 2 spliceosome; U12-type spliceosomal complex; precatalytic spliceosome.
CAAUCUAAAAGAACAUUGCAUAAUUCUAUUUCUGUUAAAUCUAAUAAGCUCUGAAAAAAAAUAAAGCCUUUUUAUAAUAGAAAAACCCUAAUUACAAUACCCCUUGUAUUUAUUUAGUGCGCUUGACAACCCUAACAAUUUUACUGGCACGAACGGUAUCACUAGAAAAGCCGCAGUUUUUCGUGUAAAUUUUGUUUUCUUAACAAUUACUUACAAAAUACAAUAAAAAUAUGGCUAAGCAUCAUCCUGAUUUGAUUUUCUGUCGUAAGCAGCCUGGCGUGGCCAUUGGACGCCUGUGCGAAAAGGACGAUGGAAAAUGCGUGAUCUGCGACUCAUAUGUGCGUCCUUGUACCCUGGUGCGAAUCUGCGACGAGUGUAACUAUGGAUCCUAUCAGGGAAGAUGCGUCAUCUGCGGAGGACCCGGUGUGUCCGAUGCUUACUACUGCAAAUCCUGCACCAUUCAAGAGAAGGAUCGUGAUGGCUGUCCGAAGAUCGUGAAUCUGGGCUGCUCCAAGACUGACUUGUUCUACGAACGCAAGAAAUACGGCUUCAAACAGAACUACUGAUGUUCUCUCCACUACCUCAUAUAUUGCUAAAGCAUUUUUAUUGUAGUUUAAUACAUAAAGAUAGAAGAUUUUGAUAAUA